AUGGGGGACAUCUCCGGCGGCCCCGAGGCCAAUCUGGGGCUGACGGCAAGGAAACCAUUCUUUCUCAGUUCUGCUAUAUGUCGCUAUUUUAGGGCGGAUUACUGGAAAUCUCAGCCAAAAAAAUUCUGCGAUUACUGCAAGUGCUGGAUAGCAGACAACAGACCUAGCAUUGAAUUUCAUGAAAGAGGAAAGAAUCAUAAAGAAAAUGUGACAAAAAGAAUUAGUGAGAUUAAAAAGAAGAGCUUGGAAAAAGCAAAAGAAGAAGAAAACAUGUCAAAAGAAUUUGCAGCAAUGGAGGAAGCUGCAAUGAAAGCAUAUCAAGAGGAUUUGAAAAGGCUUGGAGUUAAGCCAGAUGAUGUAGGUCCCAGUUCGACGCAGAGUAAAACACAGAGUAACACAGUGGAAAUUAAAGGAAAGAAAGAAAAGAAGGAAAAGAAGGAAAAGAAGGAAAAAAAAAAAAAGACACCUCAAGAGACACCUCAAGGUACCUCAAGGCCACCAAAACUUGAAACGAAGGAGUGGGUACAAGGAUUUUCUCCUGAGGGCUACACAUACUACUACAACACAACCACAGGAGACAGCUCUCAAAACUCUAAGACGGCAGCAGAUUGGGUAGAAGGUGUCACUGAAGAUGGUCAUGCCUACUACUAUAACACGCAAACAGGAGUAUCCACCUGGGAGAAACCUGAUGGUUUUAUUUCAUCUUCAAAUGAGAGCAGUCAGCGUGACAAGCAUUCUGGGGAGCUUACAGAAACAGAUUCCAAAGCAUCUGAAACAGACUCUGAGAAGGAAGAGAGUGGAAGUGAAGAGGAAAGUCCAGAAAUAAAUUUCAAGAGGAAAGGAGAUAAUAAUGAGGAAACAGAGGAAAAGAAAUCUCCCAAAGCUAAAAAGUUAAGCCCUUAUGGUGAAUGGCGAGAAGUUAAGCAGGAGGAAGCAGAUGAUAAAGAGGAGGCUACCUCAGUUUCCCAAGAAACCUCAAAGAAGACCAACCCUUAUGGAAACUGGGAAGCAGUUAAAAAAGAGGAAGAAGACUCAGAUGAAAAAGUGGACCUGGAGCUUCCUAGUACAGAGAGUGACAAUAUGCCGCCUCCAGUGCUAGAAGUUCCAGAAGAUGCGAAAGUGAUAUUUAAAGAGAAGACAGUCACCUCCCUUGGAGACCUGUCAGAAGGAGUCCCAACAUUUAAAAAGAGAAAAUUUGAAAAUGGAAAAUCUAGAAACUUGAGACAAAGACUAAAUGAUCAGUAAUAUUUAACAAAUCAUUUUAGAUUCUGUUUAAGCUAGAGAGAAUCAAAAGUUUGAUAUUUUAAACAGGCUUUUUAUAAAGAAAAAGUUGGUUAGAAAUUAAGGGUUUAUAGCUCUUAAACAUAUGUGAGUUGUAAUAUUUUUUAAUUUUAUUUUGAUGUGAUUGCUUUUGGAAUGGAAGCUUGUGUUAUAUUACUUACGCAGUUUUGUAAAUACUUUUUUUUUUUUAUUUUAACCAUGCUAUCUAAGUUCCAUUUGCUCAGUGUAUGCUGUUUUAAAUACAUUAUGUAAGGUUUUUUACUCCUUUUCUAAGUAUGUGAGAAUGUAGUAAUCUGUAACUUGGCGAAAAUGGUACAGACCUUUUACUUUUGCA
Molecule: messenger RNA, 1615 nt
Organism: Struthio camelus australis
Lineage: Eukaryota; Metazoa; Chordata; Aves; Struthioniformes; Struthionidae
Source: RefSeq, a predicted model, not a curated record